Molecule: messenger RNA, 5517 nt
Organism: Amphibalanus amphitrite
Lineage: Eukaryota; Metazoa; Arthropoda; Thecostraca; Balanomorpha; Balanidae
Product: tyrosine-protein phosphatase 99A-like
Exons: 20
Coding region: 267-4001 (1244 amino acids)
Biological process (GO): protein dephosphorylation
Molecular function (GO): protein binding; protein tyrosine phosphatase activity
Source: RefSeq, a predicted model, not a curated record
GGCGUGGCCAGUCAGACGGGCGCCGACAGCAGCGGCGGAAGGGUCUGUGACGGCCCGCGCCGUGGUGCGCCCUGGACAGCUCGCUCUGAGGCUCAGAGACCGGUGGGACGCAGGUGGAUAGUGGGACCAUGGUGUAACAGACAGCAGCACGAACCGAACUGACGGCUGAUCAGGCGUCAUAAACAGUAGUUGUAUUGGUUUUCGAGUGGACAAGGCAGCCAACGCCUGGCCGCGUGCCUGGUGAACGGCCUGCGUGUGUCGGAGCAAUGAUGAGAGCACUGGCGUGGAUACUGGCAGCUGGUCUUCUUUUUGAAGGCUGCUGGAGCCAGAGUAUCCCUCUGUUCACCAAGGCGCGGACGGGGGUGACGCUGCCGUGCUCGGGCCUGACCGGCCUGGACCGGUCACGGAUCUCGGAACUCACCUGGCUCUGCUAUGGCUGCAUGGAGAGCAUCAUCGUGUCAGCCGAGGCGGCGAUCGAGACGCGUCUGCUGCACUGGCAGGACGGCGUCACCACCGUGUUCCACAAACACGGCCGCGUGCGCCUGCUGGACGACUCGCUGUCGCUGCAGUACGAGCCCGUCAAGGUGGAGGAUAGUGGAGAGUACGUCUGCAAGGUGAACGGCAGGGUCGACGCUGGAGGACUCAUCAGACUCGUCGUGCAAGACGUGCCGUCGAGCCCGGCGCGGCCGCUCAUCACCAACUUCACGUCUCGCUCUGUGUUCCUCUCCUGGAGGCCUGGCAGCAAGCCCAACAACAGCCCCAUCAAACACUACGUCCUACACGUCAAAGCGGGAGAGGAGGGUGACUGGUCGGAGGAGCCCAUCAUCACUCCGGACAACUCGACGUCGUUCGUCAUCUCGGACCUGCAUCCGUACACGGCCUACAGCUUCAGACUGGAGGCCGUCAACGGCAUCGGCAGCUCCGAGAGCGGCAUCGCCUCCUUCCCCAUCAUCACACUCCGAGAAGCGCCCGGCGGCAAGCCCGUGAUUCUGGCAGCGCACAACACCAGUGCCACUGCCGUCCGGGUCCGCUGGAGACCGCUACCCCAACGCGAGCUCCGCGGAGAGUUCCAGGCCUACAAGAUCACAUACAAGGAGAGGAACAACACCAGCUCACCCAUCAAGGAGCUCAAGAUCACCGAGGAAACAGUACAGACUCACACCAUCACCGGUCUGCGUCCAUACACGCAGUACAUCAUCUCGAUACAGGUGGAGAACCCAGCCGGACUUGGACCCAGCUCCACGGUGGUGGUGACCACGGACGAGGGAGUUCCGGAGGCGCCGCGUAACGUCAGCAUCUUGAACGUGACGGACACGACGGUAACCAUCUCUUGGCUGCCUCCGGUCAACCCCAACGGCCUCAUCGAGGGCUACCGCAUCUACUUCACCACCGGCGACUUCACCAACGCCACCUGGAUCAAACUGCCCGUCGAGCGCAUGCAGCACACUCUCACUGAUCUCGCUCCAUUCUCCAACUACUCUAUCUCGGUGAAGGCGUUCACGCGCAGUGUGGAGGGCCGAGAGUCGGUCUCUGUCGCUGUCACCACGGACGUCUCGCCACCGUCGCCGCCGCGGCUCAGCUCGGUCACAUGUAAGGCGGACGGAGGCCUCCUGCUGCGCUGGCGACGACCGCGGGUCUUCAGCGGCGGCAUCGACUACUACGUGGUCAGCUACAGCAGGACGGACGGCGAGCUGCAGGGGCCCGUCACCGACCUGCAGGUCACUACCGAUACUGCCAACGAGGAGAGCAGGUUUCUGCUGCCGAACCUGACCGCCGAGGCUGUGUACGAGGUGCGGCUGCGGGCGGCCACGCGCUCUCUCCACCGUCCCUCUGCUCUGCUCCUCUCUCCUCUCUCGGCUCCUCUGACCGGCCGGCCGCGGCGCCACUGCCGGCGCCGGGGCGACGGUGGCGCCACCUCUGACGUGUGGCGCCGCCUGGGGCGCGGCCAGGAGCUGGACCCGGGCGUCAUCGCCGGCAUCGUGUGUGCCAGCUGCGCCUUCCUGCUGGCGCUGCUGGCACUCGCCAUCUGGAGGCGCUACUUCCAGUCAUCCUACUAUUACCUGGAUGACCCGGUGACCCCCCGGGUUGCUCUGACCUCCGAGCCGGCCUGGCAGCGAGACGGACCGAACGGCACGCAGGGUCCCAUCCCUGCCGACGCCUUUCCAGUGCACGUGGCCACCCUGCACGCCGAUGCCGACAUCGGGUUCUGCAAGGAGUACGACGAGGUGCUGGAGCACACCAUGAAACUGGGGCUGUCCUCGGAGGUAUCACAAACCGAGGAGAACAAACUGAAGAACAGAUACCAAAACAUCGACGCAUACGACCACACUCUGGUACCUCUGCGGCCGCUGCCGGGUCAGCGGCGAGGCGACUACAUCAACGCCAACUACAUAGACGGCUACCUGGUCCGCAACCAGUACAUCGGCGCCCAGGGGCCCCUGACGGGCACCUUCGGCGCCUUCUGGCGACUCAUCUGGGAGCAGCGCGUCCAGAUCGUCGUCAUGAUCACCAACCUCGUGGAGAGGAACAGGAAAAAGUGUGACAUGUACUGGCCCAAGGAGGGCACAGAGGUGUACGGACCGAUUCAGGUGGAACUGCUCGACCAGCGGGAACUGGCUACAUACACCAUACGAAAGAUGCUCAUCAAGCACAUCAAGCACAAGAAGAAGAAGGGCGUCUCUGGCGAGCGCAUCAUCUACCAGUACCACUACACCAGCUGGCCGGACCACGGGGUGCCGGACCAUCCGCUGCCCAUCCUCAGCUUCGUGAGGAAGUCGGCGGCGGCCAACGGGGCUGGCGCGGGACCCAUCCUCGUUCACUGCAGCGCCGGCGUGGGUCGAACCGGGACUUACAUCGUGCUGGACGCCAUGAUGAACAUGCUGAAGCAGCGAGGCACCAUCAACGUGUUCGGCUUCCUGAAGCACAUCCGCACACAGCGCAACUUCCUGGUGCAGACGGAGGACCAGUACAUCUUCACACACGACGCACUGCUGGAGGCCCUGGAGGCCGGGGAGACGGACGUGCGAGCCACGCGGCUUACAGAGUACCUACAACAGCUGCGGUGCUACGAGCCGGGACAGUUCCCGCGCUACACACUGGACCGGCAGUACCAGCUGGUGACCUCGUACCGUCCGACGGAGGUGGACCUGGCCCCGGCGCUAACUCCCUGUAACCAGGCGAGGAACCGGUGUGCCCAGUUUGUUCCCGUGGACCGGUGGAGAGUGCACCUGUCGCCGAGACCUGGGAUCGAGGGCAGCGACUACAUCAACGCUACGCCACUCAUCGGCUACGAGAAGCUGUCCGAGUUCAUAAUCACGCAGCACCCGCUGCCGCACACGGUGGACGACUUCUGGAGGAUGGUCUGGGAGCAUAACGUGCAGACCGUGGUCGUUCUCUCUCCUGUCGAUGACCAGCAUUUUCCACGCUUCUGGCCAUCUCCUGAUGAUGACCUGGACGGAGACAGCUUCCGGGUCCGCUUCGUCGACGAGCCGGCUCCGUCGGCAUCGGCGUUCGCCACUGUCGACCUGGUGCUUCAGUCGUGUCAGGACGACUACCAGGUGUCGGUGCGGGUCAUCUGCUGCCCGGAGUGGCCCCACACGGCCGCCGCAGGGUCGCCCCAUCACCUGAUCGAUGGCGUCCAGCAGGCAACGCUCAAGUACCAGAAUGGACCCAUCGUCGUGGUCGACAGAUUCGGUGGCACCGAAGCGGCGACGUUCUGCUGCUUGACGACGUUGUCGAAGCAGCUGAUGAACGAGAACUCGAUCGAUGUCUACCUGUAUGCCAAGCUGUACCACAUGCGGCGGCCGGGCAUCUGGAGAACUCAGGACGACUUCACGAUGCUGUACCACGCCAUGGAGGGCCUGGUGCGGCCGACGCUGCCGCAGUCCCCCAGCAGUCAGUCGGAGGCGGAGUCCCUGCUGCGGCCACGCAGUCUGCACAGCGGUACGAUGCGUGUGCCCCCCGACGGCCGCGAGUGCUACGUGCCUGCCGAGUGUGUCUGACAGGACCCGAACGCAGCGGGCCGCACCAAGGGAGGCCAGAGACGCGGACGGGAGUGGAAGAAACGGAGAGACGUCAGACUGGCAGAGUGCACGUGCCAAUGUGCCCCCGACUGUCCUGAGAGGGUCACACACUGCCCGGAGGUGUGCUCCGCCUGCCCCACGGAGUGUCCGCCUCGAGUCACAGAACCCAGAGUGGCAAGGGGAGACGCUGUGUUUACUAAUUGUCCCGAGUGUGUUCGAUUAGGCGUGUGAUGUUCUUUGGUGCUUUGAUAUUGUGUAAGGGAGACCUUAUUGUGUGGGUCACCCAUCUACAUGUGGGAUCAAGACCCGAUGGUCUUCUGGAAAUGUACUCAUCUUUGCAGCUUUGCUGAGAGACCAAGCCUAUCUCGUCUAUGGUACUUGUGUCGAAAAACUAUCCGGGGGUAUCCUUCAGUGAGUAGAUAGAUUUCUUAGAGACAAGCGUUCACUGUGUUUCCGAACAAGAGCUUAGUUUGAUAGCGUUCGUGUUUCCGGAAGGUCGCGUAUGAUCUCCAGGUUACCGCAUUGGAAUGGAUUUGUGUUAUUGUUUGUGUACUACGCUGGGGUGUGAGGAAUCUUUGUUUACAUAUUGGAGUGUCCCUCUCGCAGACUGAAGGCUGCCACUCUUCUUUUUAUUUUAUUUCUUUCUAGCUAUCCCCUCUGUGAUUUUUUUUUAGGAGAAAUGCCUGUGUGUCGGCUUUGUUUUUGGAUCCGGCUGUCGUGCUGUCUCGUCGAUUUUCCCUCUGACGUCAUGAGACUCGUCGUGACGGUUGUCGUCGAUGACGAUCACCAAAGAGGAGCGAUUGAAGCAGCUGCGUGAGCAAAUGUCUGCGCGUUUUUACAGGCGUCAUGUACGUUUUCUAUCGACUGUCUUUGCAUUUCCUCUUGUUCUCGUGUUGAGCAUUGUCAGACGAUCAUUUUUGUACGGGUGCGUUCCGCGGCUGACGGUGUCGGUGCGCCGGUUUACAUACAAUAUCGCCGAUUUCGUCUUGUGCGCGCCAGCCACUGUCGUUUUGUUGUUUGAGGUCCGUGUACAUAGCCGCUGUGUUUUUAGUCAGCCAACUGUGAUCGCAAGCAGGUACGGUGUGCGGGAGGGGAGGGCACCCGGGAGGGGAGGCUGGUGACUUUUGAUACCGCAAUCGUACGUCGACAUGGGUCCUAAGCGCAUUGCUUAACACGAUACUUGGUAGAGUAGAUAGUCUUGGAUAGCUGGACGGAUCAGCUACAUGGUGCUGCGUUUAAUGAAGCAUAUGUUCUCUUUCCUCGUUUAAUUUGUACUUUUUAGAUGGCUUUGUUGAGUCUCACGUCUUACUCACUGAAAAGCAAAAGUCGAUAGCUUUUUUACGAGAAGCGACUUAAUAAUUUAUACUCUAGUUCCAGAUUCAAGUCUCGGGCAUUGGUAUGCAUUAUCAUUUGUGCUGUACAGGAAGUUUACAUGACAUGAAUUUGUAUUUCCCUCUGACUGUAAAUAAACGAUUCGAUUUGAUACUCAUGCGGA